Molecule: messenger RNA, 300 nt
Organism: Cylicostephanus goldi
Lineage: Eukaryota; Metazoa; Nematoda; Chromadorea; Rhabditida; Strongylidae
Source: the annotation of a GenBank genome assembly
AUGGCGGCGGCAAUGGGACGUGAGUUCAACGAGCAAGAAGAGAACAUUGCUGACUUUCUAGGAGAGUCGUUGUCAGAGUUCGCUAAGAAUGGACAUCCUUCCAACAGUCAACAACCAUGGCUGAGGGUCAAAGCAGAUUCUGCUAUUCGCUUUAUGAAUAUCGCGCCAAAGUGCAUGAUGAAGACGGGCUUUUUCAGCGAAUCUGCAUCGUUCUGGGAGAAAAUGAGAAAAUACGGAUUUGAUAUGGUGAAGUUGCUACGGACUGGAAAUGACACGGAAAAGACGAAGGAAGAGCUUUGA